CGCUCGCUGCUCUCCCCCGCCCACCCGCGCGACAGUUGUAGCUGCGUCUGGACGCGCGGGCACGUCCGCGCCGCCGAGAUGCCUGCGGCCCGGCCCCCUCUCCGCUGAGCGCAAUGAGCUGCCCUAACGGCCCUCCCCGCCCCGAAGAGGCCGGCAGCCUGGCGAUGGUGCUGAGCGCGCUGGGUCCCGGAGCCGCGCGGGUCCUGUUCUAUCCGACCUUGCUGUACACGCUGGUGCGGGAGUGGCUGCCCGGCUCGCAGCGGCCCUGGUUCAGCCGCGUCGACCGCUCCGUGCUGCUGGGGGCGCUGCCUCUGCGGGGACGCAGCCGCCAGUUGGUAGAGGAGCAGAAUGUCCGAGGAGUGGUCACCAUGAACGAAGAGUAUGAGACUCGCUUCCUGUGUUAUUCCUCUGAGGAAUGGGCGGAAAUGGGUGUAGAACAGUUGCGCCUUAGUACUGUUGAUUUGACUGGCGUCCCAUCAUUGGAAAAUCUGCAUAAAGGUGUUGAGUUUGUGAUGAAGCAUCGUGCAUCUGGGAACUCAGUAUAUGUGCACUGCAAAGCUGGCCGCUUUCGCAGUGCCACUAUGGUUGCUGCAUAUUUAAUUCAGCUCCACCACUGUACCCCUCAACAAGCAAUAGCCACAAUUCUUAAGAUACGUCCUCAUAUAAUCAUACGUGAAAAGCAAAUGAAGUUGCUGGAGGACUUUCAUACGUGUGUAACUGCUGGAACUCCUGCACAGCAAGAGCCACCAAAGAUUCAGCAAGGAAAGAACAAGCCAACACACAACGUGCAGAACCGUCCACUGAAAACAUCUGGUUCCUAACAUAUUGUUUAGGGGUAGACUGUUGUCUCAGCUACCACAAAGUUUCUUGAAGCAUGAGAGCAAAGGAGAUCUGGUAGCUUCCAGCUUUAUGACUGCUAGCUGAACAUGGUUUGCCUCUACUGCUGGUCUCUAUUAUUACUUAUCUCAGUGCACCAGCAUGGGACCACUGUCAGCGCUGCUCCCUCUCAAAUACAAGCAAUUAUAAACAAGUUGUGUUGUUCCGGAAGGCCUUUAUUGAGACUUGCACCCCAAGGAUCUUACAGCAUCAACAAAUAGCUAGCUGUUGUACCUUCUGGAACUGAAAGGGCAGGGCUGAUUCUGCCUAGUGGAUCAAGUAGGAGAAGCAACCCAUCAGUAGAUCCUUCUCCACCCCCUGUUACAAUUCUAUUAUCACAUCAGACUGAUUGCCACUGCUUACAUCACUCUAGUGUCAAGGGCAGCCCACGUUUCGAACUAUGGAAACCUUUCUACACUGAUUACAGUUAAGGGAGGCAGGCUGAAACACUGAAUAGACUGCUUUGUCAUGUACCUUUAAACUUGAUCGCAGUAUCUCUGAGAAACCUGCACGCUCUUCUUUAUUGAAGCCAAUCCAGGUUUCUAUGGCAGCUGCUGGAUUCUGUGAACAUGGAACCCCAUCUGUAUGGUUGCAGAUAAAAAAAACCAUAUAAAGUAUAAAAUUUUCAUGGCAUGGGCAUAGCAAGUACAGUAUUCCCUUUCCCCCCAACACAUACCAGCUUUAGCUGAUAUAAACAAGAGCAGGAGCCCUUGCAUGUUAGCAUUUCUAUUCUACAGAAGCAGCAAAAAUAUUUCCUGCCCAAGGCUGUCGACUUAAUGAAUUUGUUAUCUGGUAACCAUAGCCUCAACAUUAUUAACAGGACCAGACUACAUUCUCUGCUUGCCACAGAUAAACAGCUAGGCCUUCAUUUUGUCCUGCUUAAUUUUGGAGGGUUUUUUUA
Podarcis raffonei (Aeolian wall lizard) is the source of this 1777-nucleotide messenger RNA. It is a transcript of the gene PTPMT1, whose product is annotated as protein tyrosine phosphatase mitochondrial 1. The record is from RefSeq and is a predicted model, not a curated record. Gene Ontology annotation, molecular function: phosphatidylinositol-4,5-bisphosphate 5-phosphatase activity; phosphatidylglycerophosphatase activity; protein tyrosine/serine/threonine phosphatase activity. NCBI's taxonomy places the organism in Eukaryota, Metazoa, Chordata, Lepidosauria, Squamata, Lacertidae. The transcript is spliced from 5 exons. The coding region runs from base 114 to 821 and encodes 235 amino acids. Gene Ontology annotation, biological process: protein dephosphorylation.